CACUCGAGUCGAUGAAAUUUGAUUCGAUUUGCACCUGGGAAUAGAGAGAAAAAAAAGAGGAAGAAAGUUGUUCGAAUUUGAUAUUCGUGGAAGGGAAAGCCGAAGAAACGAGUGGAAAUAAAGAUGCUUCAAAUCAGACUAAGCAAGGGCUCCUCCUCGGAUGCCGGCGGUUCCGUUAAGCCAUUGCCCGUUGAGACGGUGACGGUGGCCUGCCCCGACCAUCUCGUUCUCGCCGACCUACCCGUUGCCAAGAGCAUUGGUGCCGCUACCUCCUCCACUCACGUGAAGACCGUCGGUCGGAGAUCCCGCCGCCAGCUUGGCGAGCGAGUCCACUUCUGCGUUCGCUGCGAUUUUCCGAUAGCGAUUUACGGCCGCUUGAGUCCUUGUGAGCAUGCUUUCUGCCUUGAUUGCGCGAGGAGCGAUUCGAUUUGCUAUCUUUGUGAUGAUCGUAUACAGAAGAUUCAGACAAUCAAGAUAAUGGAGGGGAUAUACAUCUGUGCAGCUCCUCAUUGUCUUAAAUCGUUUUUGAAGAAGACUGACUUUGAAUCUCAUAUACAUGCAAGCCACACUGACCUUUUACAGCCUAAUUCCGAGAAGGAAGAUGGUAAAGAAUCAGAGGUUCAGAGUGGUAACCAACCUACAGGUUCAGAUUCCACUGUUCGAGGUCCUCCAAGGCCUGCCAUUUCUCCUGGUUCAAACCCACAGCUUCAUGAUACUGACGACAAAGCUCGUUGGCAGCAGCCGAGGGAACAACUGCCUCCAAGGCCAAUGAUGCCGAAGGGACCACCAGUAGACAAUAACCAACCCCCAGGCUUUGACAGGGCUGGCCCUCACAACCACUUUCAGCAAGGCUUUGACAGGCAGGGCACCCCACAACCAGAAUCAAGUCAGUUUUCAGACAAACCACAGGGACUUUUAUCUGAGAAUCAGUUUCCUGAAUACCCGCCAAUGCAUUCCAUGCAACCGCCUAAUUUUGCUAUGCCAAUGAAUUCAAACCCUAUGUUAACUCCAUAUGGUAUUCCUCCAUUUCCAACUGAUGGGGCUCAACAGUUUUAUGGUGCUCCCUAUGAGAUGGCUCGGCAGAGUUCAGCUCCAGGUGUUGGUUCCGAACAGGGAUCUUUUAUGGGUUACCCGCCAGGUCCAAUGGGGGGUGUAAAUUACCCAGCAGCUUAUCCUCAGCCCUGGAACGGAGGGCAACCUGGUGUCCGUUUUGAAGCCACACCAGGUAGUCACAUGAUGGCAGACAGUUUUGCAAAUUAUCAAGGUGAUUAUGGUCGAAAUCCUGGAGGUUUACCAAUGAUUCCUUCCCAACAAUCAGCCAACAAAGGGAUGGAAGCUGUGCAGGGCAGUAAUGCCAUGGACCCCAGGGAUGGCGCAGGUAUAUUGGCACCACAGCCUAUGCAGGUUCAGCCACCACCUCCCCCACAUCCACAUCAUAUGCCACAACAUAAACGAGGCAAGUUCCACUCGGGUGAUAUGGGUCGUGAUGCACAAGGGUUUGGUUGGCAGCAAGAGAACCGUGAUGGCUUUGCAGGUAGCCAGGACUAGAAAUUGUUUGUAUUUUUGCGGUUGAGAUGUAAUCUUUUUCACUUUUUGGAUCUUUGAUUAAGCAUUGCAACGUGCUGUCAAUUAUCUUAAGUUCUUUAUUCUCCUCUGUUUUAUAUGAUACUUAAUAGUUUCCAAGCUUAUAUAAUUUGCAUCUAGGUUCCCCAUUACAGCA
Messenger RNA from Gossypium raimondii (Peruvian cotton), 1720 nucleotides. Its product is annotated as E3 ubiquitin-protein ligase HAKAI homolog. Gene Ontology annotation, molecular function: ubiquitin protein ligase activity. The transcript has 3 exons. The coding region runs from base 124 to 1548 and encodes 474 amino acids. The record is from RefSeq and is a predicted model, not a curated record. NCBI's taxonomy places the organism in Eukaryota, Viridiplantae, Streptophyta, Magnoliopsida, Malvales, Malvaceae. Gene Ontology annotation, biological process: regulation of cell adhesion; protein ubiquitination.